GUCGUGCAGUGUCCGAAUUGGUUGCUUUGUCGGUGAGAAGAAGAUUUCGAGUGCGAACGCGUUGUACACUAUGGCCCAUCUCUGUACGUACGAUGAGAAAUCACGGACGUGGUAUGGACCACGAGUGACGCCCGUUUUCAAUCCGGCCGCUAGUGUUGGCCAGAUUUUCAACGACAUUCUGCUACGAUCACCGGACCGCAUCAUUCAGAUUGAUGUGGAUACGGGCGCACGGAUGAGCUGCGCUGAGUUCCGGCAGCGAAUGAUUCGAGCGGUCCAGAAUCUGGCAUCUGUUGGAUUGGCCAAGGGUGAUAUCGUGGCACUAGCGAACGGAAACAGUGAGAACGUUGGGCCACUGUUCUGCGCCCUGCUGACACUCGGUGCAACGGUUAAUCCACUAGCACCGGGCUUUAACAAGCAGGACAUGGCGCACAUGCUGCGUUUGACGCAACCAAAGAUGAUCUUUUGCGAGGAUAGCAACUACGAGAUCGUCAAGGCUGCUGCGGAAGAGGCGGUACAGGGGAAAAGUCCUCUGUUGUUUGUGGUUGAGAGCGAACGGGCGGAUGUUCGUCACGCGGAAGAGUUACUGAAGGAGACAGGACACGAGGAAUUAUUCCUUCCUCUUCAGAUUGAAAACACCCGAGAGGCCAUCGCGUUGAUCCUGUGCUCUUCCGGUUCCACUGGCCUGCCGAAAGGUGUGUGCUGGUCUCACGCUCAUCUUAUCAACAUGCUCGGUUGUUAUCCAAUAUCAGACAGUACAGUGAGCUUCAAUUUUAGCCCACUGUACUGGGGCUCUGGGUUGUUUACGUUAAUCGGUUCAUUCGGAACGGCCUCGACGCGGCUUAUCACGCGCAAGUCGUUCUGUGUUGAGACGUUCUUCAAGGCGGUAGAAAAAUACAAAGCCAAUUUCAUCUUUAUGCCACCGUCUUACGCCAUCCAGGUUGUACGCCAUGAGCGUGCCACUGAGGUGGACUUCUCUAGCAUCAAAAUGUUGGCGUUGGGUGGAAGCUUUGUCUCAGAGGAGUUACGUGAUCGCCUUGAUCGUUUGCUUCCAAAUGGUCGUACGUUCAAUACGGUCGGCACCUCGGAGGUAGGUUGGGUGACAUGCGAUAUGAUCCAACGUAAGCGUGGUUCCGUCGGUACACCAACAAUCAACGUGAGUGCAAAGAUCGUAGACGAGGUAACAGGACAGGAUCUGGGUGUCGGUGAGCGCGGUGAGGUAUUGUUCCAGUUUCUCGAACCAUUCAAUGGUUACUAUGGCAAUCCUGAGGCAACGAAGGCUACGAUUGAAGAGCGUGGAUACACACGGUCUGGAGAUAUCGGUCACUUCGAUGAGGAAGGAUAUCUCUUCCUGAUGGAUCGGCAGAAGGACAUCUUCAAGUAUCGCAACUUCACUAUAUCACCAUCGGAGCUAGAGUCGAUUGUGGGCCGUCUGGACGGUGUACGCGAGGUCUGCGUCGUCGCUAUACCGGAGGACGCCGAGCGAACAUCGGAACUGCCGGCAGCCGUGAUCGUCCGCCAAGCCGGCAGUACGCUCGAUGCAGAACAAGUUAUCAGCUUCGUUGCAGGACAAGUUUCGGACUUUAAGCGUCUUCGCGGAGGAGUCCAUUUUGUUGAGGAACUACCAAAAACCCAAAGUGGAAAAAACCUUCGGCGGAAGGUGCAGGAGAUGUUGUUGGCGAAAAUCGGAUCCAGUGGAUCAUCAUGAAUAUUCUUAUCUGCAGCAAGUGUCGCCGUGUGAUAUGUUACUUGGAAUCGAAUUAGAAAUAAAAGAAACCGCGUUGAUGUCGCAACCACUGUGGAUGAACUCGGUGUGCUCGCGAAAUCUAAGCCUCAGACGCGAGUGAUGCUGAUGGUGAGUGUGUGGUGGGGAGGUUGCAAG
Anopheles aquasalis is the source of this 1879-nucleotide messenger RNA. RefSeq lists its product as uncharacterized. Lineage: Eukaryota; Metazoa; Arthropoda; Insecta; Diptera; Culicidae. Gene Ontology annotation, biological process: long-chain fatty acid metabolic process; fatty-acyl-CoA biosynthetic process. Gene Ontology annotation, molecular function: long-chain fatty acid-CoA ligase activity. The record is from RefSeq and is a predicted model, not a curated record.